AGUUUGGGAGCUAGAAACACUUUGGAGAUAUUGCUGGGGGAUGUGUCGAAGGACUUCCUGACUCGUCCCCUAACCCGGAAUGAAGCCUGUCUUGUUCUUCUCCGUGUGGCCGUCUUUGGAGCCACCACCUACUUCAGUAUAAAGUGGGUCUCAGAUGCCCUAGACCCAGCCCAGAAGCAAAGAAUCCAGUUGAAGAAAAGAGCGGAAGACCUGAUGAAGCAGAUUGGAAUAGAAAAGCUGAAGCUGACGGAGCACGAGAUGAACAUCGUUGCUCAUUUGGUGGUUCCCAGGGACAUCAAGGUCAGUUGGAAUGAUGUUGCAGGCUUAGAUGAGCUGGUCAGUGAACUUCGGGACACCGUAAUCUUACCUUUGCAACAGACACGCUUGUUCGAGUACUCCAAACUCUGCCAGCCCCCAAAAGGUGUCUUACUGUAUGGACCUCCAGGAUGUGGCAAGACUCUCCUUGCCAAAGCAAUGGCCCAGGCCUCCAACUGCAGGUUCAUCAAUCUUCAAGCGCCCACCUUGAUGGACAAAUGGUACGGAGAGUCACAGAAACUCACAGCUGCCGUUUUUUCUCUGGCAAUCAAAAUCCAACCCUGCAUAAUUUUCAUUGAUGAGAUUGAUUCUUUUCUACGAAGCCGUUCAAGUUCUGAUCAUGAGGCCACAGCUAUGAUGAAAGCCCAAUUCAUGAGUCUCUGGGAUGGUCUAGACACUGAUUUUAAUUGCCAAGUGAUAGUGAUGGGAGCUACCAAUCGCCCCCAGGAUCUUGACACGGCCAUUAUGAGAAGAAUGCCUACAAGGUUUCAUGUCAAUCAGCCUGUAAGUUGACUAAAAUGGCUCGAGACAGCCUUCUUCCUAAGGCUCAGAACUUUUGGGUGCCGAAGGCAAGACUAAAACUCGUGGUCUCCUUGUCUCUAGCCUAGUAUCUUAACACUACCUCAUACUAGGGUUCCAAGGUAGUUUAUCACAAAGAAAAACCACAAGCAAAAUAACACAAGC
Thamnophis sirtalis is the source of this 999-nucleotide messenger RNA. The record is from RefSeq and is a predicted model, not a curated record. NCBI's taxonomy places the organism in Eukaryota, Metazoa, Chordata, Lepidosauria, Squamata, Natricidae.